UGAACCCCACCACGAGUGUAACAAUCAUCCCGACAAUGAUCACAACGAUACCCACACUUUCAGGUAAAUCUCUGACCGAAUGCACACCGAAUAAAUGACUGGGUAUCCAUCAAUACGCUAAGAUGGAACUGACAUUUGUAUUCCUUGUCCUUCAGGAGUGAAUGCCUCACACAAUGACCAGGUCUGCAGCACAUGGGGUAACUACCAUUUCAAGACCUUCGACGGGGACUUUUUCCAGCUCCCCUCCACCUGCAACCAUGUUGUGACCUCACUGUGUAAGAGCAGCUAUGAAGCUUUCAACAUCCAGAUGAGGCGGCAGGUGGUGGACAACCAGCCCACCAUUAGCAAGAUCACCAUGAAGCUGGAUGGUGUAGUGGUGGAGCUUUCCAAGGGUGGUGUUGUGGUCAAUGGGCAGACGGUGACCCUGCCGUUCAGCUUGUCUGGAGUCAGCAUCGUGAAGACUACAUCCAAUGUGAAGGUCGUAGCCAAACUGGGGCUGGUUGCUGUUUGGAACAAGGAUGACUCCCUAAUGAUUGAAAUGAACGAGAAGUACAGAAACCAGACCUGCGGACUGUGUGGUGACUUCAAUGAAGUCCAAACAUACAACGAGUUCAUCAUCAAUGGUGGGGAACUCUCUAGCUCUGACUAUGGAAACCUCUGGAAACUGGAUGGCCCUCUGGAAGUCUGUGAGGAGCCUACACUAACUUCUGUGGAGAGUUGUGGAGAUGAGGAAUUCUGUCAGCAGCUGUUCUCCAGUGCAGCUUUCAGUAGCUGCACUAAUUAUUUGGAUAUGGACGCCUUCAUCAAGACCUGCCUUGCAGACCUGUGCCACUGUGAUAACAGCACCAACUCCUUCUGCCUGUGCAACACCAUCUCAGAGUACUCCCGUCAGUGUGUUCAUGCAGGGGGGAAGCCCCAGCAAUGGAGGACUGAACAGUUCUGCUAUAAGAUAUGCCCCUACAACAUGGAGCACCAGGAGUGUGGAAGUCCCUGUGUUGACACCUGCUCCAACCCAGAGGCCAGCCAGUUGUGUGAAGACCACUGUACAGACGGCACCUGUGCUGGUGGUCAGUGGGCCUGUACUGACAAGGACUGUCCUGGGACCUGCUCUGUGGAGGGAGGAUCCCACAUCAACACCUAUGAUGGGAAAGCCUACACCUUCCAUGGGGACUGCUCUUACAUUCUGACCAAGAAAUGCAAUGGAUCUGAAUUCACCGUGCUGGGAGACAUUGUGAAGUGUGGGUUGACUGACACUGAGACGUGUAUGAGGGCUGUUACCCUUGCCCUCUCCAGCAGAUCCACCCUGAAGUGA
Messenger RNA from Oncorhynchus kisutch (coho salmon), 1312 nucleotides. Its product is annotated as mucin-5AC-like. The transcript is spliced from 9 exons. Gene Ontology annotation, molecular function: protein binding. Bases 308 to 1312 code for a protein of 334 amino acids. Gene Ontology annotation, cellular component: extracellular matrix. NCBI's taxonomy places the organism in Eukaryota, Metazoa, Chordata, Actinopteri, Salmoniformes, Salmonidae. The record is from RefSeq and is a predicted model, not a curated record.